AUGGUCGGCCCGAUCCCCGUCGUGGAGAUCCCGACGCCAAGAGACGACCUCCCGGAGGUGCUCGUCGCGGGCGGCGGCAUCGCCGGCCUCAUCACCGCGCUCGCGAUGCAGCGCAAGGGCAUGAAAGUCAAGGUGUUCGAAAAGGUGAAGGAGUACAAGCUCUUCGGCGGGCCGAUCCAGCUGCAGUGCAACGCGCAGGGCGCGCUCGAUUCGAUCGCCCCGGACGUCGCGGAGAAGGUGCUCGCGAAGAGUACCAUCACGGGCGAUCGCAUCAACGGGCUGCUCGACGGCGUCGCCGGGGACUGGUUCUACCGCUUCGACACGCGCCAGCCGUGCUACAACAACGGCCUGCCGCUCACGCUCGUGAUCGCGCGGUACGAUCUCCUCGAGAUUUUGCGCGACGCGGUCGGCGAGGAGAACAUCAUGAUGCAGACCGUCGUCGAGAAGUACGAAAACGUCGGCGACAAAGUCAUCGCGACGCUCACCACGGGGGAGACGUACGAGGGCGACGUGCUCAUCGGCGCGGACGGCAUCAACAGCAAGAUGCGCGCGCAGAUGCGCGGGGAGGACCCGAACAACCCGCCGCUGGCGUACGCGGGCUACGCCGUGUACACCGCGAUCUGCGACUACUCCGCGCCGCACCGAGACGCGAUUCACACGGACGUCGACAAAACCGGGUACCAGGUGUUUCUCGGUCCGAAGCAGUAUUUCGUGAGCUCGGACGUCGGGAACGGGCAGCAGCAGUACUACGCCUUCUUGGACGUCCCCGCGGGCGGAGACGACAAGUAUGCCAAGUGCGAGGACUGGGAGAACUACCGCGAGAUGCUGUUGGAUCGAUUCUCCGGGUGGUGUCCCGCGGUGCUCGAGCGCCUCGAGUGCACGAGACCCGAGGACGUGGAACGCCGAGACGUGUUCGACGUGCUUCCGAACCCGCGGUGGAUCGACGGGCGCGUCGCGCUGCUCGGCGACAGCGCGCACGCGGUGCAGCCGAACCUGGGGCAGGGCGGCGGGCAGGCGAUCGAGUCCGCGUACGCGCUCGCGGACGAGCUCGUGAAGUGCGAGAACAAGAAGGGCGUUCAGAUGGCGUUGAUGAAGUACACGUCUCGCAGGUUUUUGCGCACCGGGAGCAUCCACGGGCUGUCGCGGUUCUCGAGCAUCAUGAACACGGUGUACCGGCGGUACCUCGGGGACGAGCCGUACGACUUCUACCCGGAGCCGGUGAGGAAGUUUUGGAACGAGGUGGCGAAGUUGAAGAUUCCGCACCCGGGGUCGGUGGUCGGGCAGAUGGCCAUCAUGGGGACGAUGCCGGGUUUGCUGGAAUACGUCGGCGGCGGGUUCAACCGGUUCGGGUUGCCGGCGUGGCUGGGGGGCGCGAGCCACGGAAACGGGACGGACCGCGUGCCGAGGAGCCAAGUACCGGGGGUUAGCGCGCCGCUCAGGGAUCUGAAGAAGGAGGACUUCGAGAUGAAGGGCAUCCCGGGGCUCGCCAAAUGA
Molecule: messenger RNA, 1494 nt
Organism: Micromonas pusilla CCMP1545
Lineage: Eukaryota; Viridiplantae; Chlorophyta; Mamiellophyceae; Mamiellales; Mamiellaceae
Gene: ZEP1
Product: zeaxanthin epoxidase
Exons: 2
Coding region: 1-1494 (497 amino acids)
Molecular function (GO): FAD binding
Source: RefSeq, a predicted model, not a curated record